Messenger RNA from Lactuca virosa, 201 nucleotides. The record is from the annotation of a GenBank genome assembly. Lineage: Eukaryota; Viridiplantae; Streptophyta; Magnoliopsida; Asterales; Asteraceae.
AUGUUAACAUUGAGAAGCAGCAGGCGCAAUCCAAUCAUCUCCCUCCAUUGUCACUUCGAUCUCAUCUCCUCCAAAUUUCAAACAACAUUCAAAUCCCCGGGGUUUUUCUAUCUUUCUGUGCAUCUGAUUCUUUGGCAUCUGGAGCCGUUUGCAGUCCAUCGGAAGCAGUCGAUUGAAUUGCAACUAUAUGGAGAUGAAUGA